Messenger RNA from Procambarus clarkii (red swamp crayfish), 1314 nucleotides. RefSeq names its product mitochondrial ribosomal protein S29 (gene mRpS29). Gene Ontology annotation, biological process: apoptotic process. NCBI's taxonomy places the organism in Eukaryota, Metazoa, Arthropoda, Malacostraca, Decapoda, Cambaridae. Gene Ontology annotation, molecular function: structural constituent of ribosome. The record is from RefSeq and is a predicted model, not a curated record. Gene Ontology annotation, cellular component: mitochondrial small ribosomal subunit; mitochondrial ribosome.
GCUACCAUGAAGUAGCUUCGUAUCCCUCUAUAGUAAACAUGGCUGGACUCCUGGCGCGGGCAGUACUACCAAUCUUUCACGAUUUGGGUCCUAACAGUUUACUUCAAAUCCAAAAGAGUCCAGUUUUUUUAAGGAAAGCAGCAAGAUGCUGGAGCAGUGAGGCAGCUCCUGCGGUGAAGAUCACAGCUCCACGCACUUCUGUUCAUCACCCAGGUCUCCACACACAAGACCAUCUGGGUUUGUGGUACACCUUACAGCCAGAUGCAGUGAAACAACUUUUUGGGCAUGGUGGCAUUCCCAUGCAGUAUGUGACACAAUGUAAAACAUUUGCUGAGACCUGCCUCAUGAUUAGAAAACCAGCACUUACUGCCAUUGACUACAUCAAGAGAACAAACCUUUCAUUACCUCCAAAUAAAUUUAUUCUUUAUGGCAAUGAUGGUGUUGGAAAAUCUUUGUCACUAGUGCAUAUUACUCAUUUCUUGUCGGAGGAUGGAUGGCUACUGAUUCAUCUUCCAUGGGCACCUCGCUGGAGGAGAGGCUUCAAGGAGAUAGCACAGUCAGCCUCUGUGCCUGGCCGUUAUGAUCAUCCUCUCGAUGCUGUUAUGUGGCUUCAGCAUUUUAAAUCUCAGAAUUCUGAACUUCUUAAGACCUUGCAGCUUGUGACGAGCGAGAAGUAUAUGUGGUCUAGACGUGAAGUGACAGAGGUUGGAGUUCCCCUUUCAGAACUAAUAGAGACGGGUAUAUCUCGGGCCCGAUAUGCCUCAGAUUGCAUUAUGGCUCUUGCCACUGAGCUGAAGCAGUAUGCUACAGCAAAAAGAUGCAAGGUUGCUGUUGUGGCUGAUGGCAUCAACACGUUCUUUUGCACAUCCUCGCGUUAUCGUCUGGAGGAUCUGACGUACUUGAAUCCAGAGAAAUUCACCAUCCAUCAGGCAUUCUUACAACUUUUUGGCAAUGAUUGGAGAAAUGGAAUUGUAGUUGGAUCUGUUGAUAGAUUAGCCAAUGAUGGGCACCGACGAGAUUCUUAUUUGCCACGAUAUCUCCUGCGACAGAAGGGAUGGGAGACAUUAGACCCUUUUAUUCCCAUUCUGGUGUCAAACUACAAUGAAUUGGAAAUGCAGAGCAUUGUGGAUUAUUAUGUUGACCGGCGUUGGCUGCAGAACGAGAAGGGAGCUUCAGAUGUUGGACGAUGGGAACUGGCUUCCCUUAGUGGUUGUAAUCCAUAUACCUUAAUGCAUGUAACUAAAUCACUUUAACAGAAUAAAAUGGAGAAAUAGCAGUGUACAGUUAUUUAAUAAAAUAUAGAACCAAAACAAU